Messenger RNA from Cryphonectria parasitica EP155, 812 nucleotides. RefSeq lists its product as uncharacterized. Bases 547 to 765 code for a protein of 72 amino acids. The record is from RefSeq and is a predicted model, not a curated record. Lineage: Eukaryota; Fungi; Ascomycota; Sordariomycetes; Diaporthales; Cryphonectriaceae. The transcript has a single exon.
GCAAGAUAUUUCAGGUAGUAAAUUUGCGCUCAAGGAGACGAUUUCCAAAUAACGUUUCCAUUCCAGCCAAGAACGCCUUGGCCAUGUGCCCCUACCCUGUUGCCUGAGAGUAACUAUACUGCAGUUUGAGAUCACGCCUUGUUUCUUGCUACCUCUCUUUCGAGAGAAACCAGGAGACAGCACACGCGGCUAGGCAUGAGCGACAUGAUCGAAAACUUGGGGCGAAGAAGAAAAAAAAAAGGUCUCCAAUCCCAUCUCCCAGAGAUUAUUCGGCGGCUCCCGAGAAGAAGAACAAGAAGGUAUGAUGAGAAGUGCGGAGAAAUCCUUCGGAAACGAUACUUUGGUCGUAGUAUCCUUUCGUCCGUCCGCAAUAAGUAUUAGCCGCCUGGGCAUUUCCUCAAGAUCCUUCAAAUAGAUAAACUAGCUCCCGUUGCCGAAUGUGCGCCAAACAGAGAUUCCAAGCCUCCCUCUUCGAGGCGUCGCGACGUCUGAUAUCCAACACUGGUAGUACCCGACGACAAUAGCUAUUAGGUGCCCAGGUAACUCAUGAUAAUGAGCCAAGGUCGAUGCGAUGCGGAAAGACACACAAGACGCAAAUGGCAGUCGCAAAGAGGAGAAAAGAGAGCACCGUCGCUUCGCUGUGCCAGAACCACAAUUCUCAGCAGAUCUGAAAGCGAACAAGAGGUAUUGAUCGUGGCUGAUGACGAUCACAAGCGACGGAUAGAAGCGCAGAAACGAAUAAAUGCGAUCGGUUGGUGCAGAUGAAAAAGGAAAAGGACUGCUAUGAUCGACGUGCGACGCAGCGGGCAGAU